Talpa occidentalis (Iberian mole) is the source of this 2222-nucleotide messenger RNA. It is a transcript of the gene TFAP2E, whose product is annotated as transcription factor AP-2 epsilon. The coding region runs from base 270 to 1589 and encodes 439 amino acids. Gene Ontology annotation, cellular component: nucleus. Gene Ontology annotation, molecular function: RNA polymerase II transcription regulatory region sequence-specific DNA binding; DNA-binding transcription factor activity, RNA polymerase II-specific. The transcript is spliced from 7 exons. The record is from RefSeq and is a predicted model, not a curated record. Gene Ontology annotation, biological process: regulation of transcription by RNA polymerase II; regulation of cell population proliferation; anatomical structure development. NCBI's taxonomy places the organism in Eukaryota, Metazoa, Chordata, Mammalia, Eulipotyphla, Talpidae.
AGAGGAAGAAGGCGGGCACCGGGCACCAGUUGACCGACUUUUUCAAGUGCGAUCAGCGCCCGCCGGGCUCAGUCCCGCCCCCAUGGACCCGCUCGGGGGCGCCCGCAGCUGAGGACCCGACGCCCGCUGGGCUCCGGGCUCGGGGGCGCCCCGCCGACGCCAAGGGACCCCGGGCGGGCUGUGCCGGCUCCAGCGCCUCUUCCCGCCGCGCUCGCCGUCGGGCGAGAGAGCCGCCGCCGCCACGCCUCGCGCCCCGCGCUGCCCGCCCCAUGCUGGUGCACACUUACUCCGCCAUGGAGCGCCCCGACGGGCUGGGCGCAGCGGCUGGCGGCGCCCGCCUGUCGUCUCUGCCCCAGGCGGCCUACGGACCUGCGCCUCCGCUCUGCCACACGCCGGCCGCCGCAGCCGCCGACUUCCAGCCGCCCUACUUCCCGCCGCCCUACCCGCAGCCGCCACUGCCCUACGGCCAGGCGCCCGAUGCCGCGUUUCCCCACCUGGCCGGGGACCCCUAUGGUGGCCUGGCACCCCUGGCGCAGCCACAGCCGCCACAGGCCGCCUGGGCCGCGCCUCGCGCCGCCGCCCGCACUCACGACGAGCCGCCCGGCCUGCUGGCGCCGCCCACCCGUGCCCUGGGCCUCGACCCGCGCCGCGACUAUGCCGCUGCGGUGCCCCGGCUCCUGCACUGCCUGACCGACGGCGCGCACGGCCUGGCGGAUGCGCCCCUCGGCCUCCCGGGGCUGGCGGCACCGCCCGGCCUAGAGGACCUGCAGAUCAUGGAUGAGCCAGGAAUGAGCCUUCUGGACCAGUCUGUGAUCAAAAAAGUCCCCAUCCCCUCCAAAGCCAGCAGCCUCUCGGCCCUCACAUUGGCCAAAGACAGCCUGGUUGGUGGCAUCACGAACCCCAGUGAGGUCUUCUGCUCCGUGCCAGGCCGGCUCUCACUGCUCAGCUCAACGUCCAAGUACAAGGUGACGGUGGGGGAGGUCCAGCGGCGACUCUCGCCUCCCGAGUGCCUCAAUGCCUCCCUCCUGGGUGGCGUCCUCCGCAGAGCUAAGUCCAAGAAUGGGGGCCGGUGCCUGCGGGAACGCCUGGAGAAGAUUGGGCUCAACUUGCCAGCUGGUCGCCGCAAGGCUGCCAACGUGACACUGCUGACUUCUCUGGUGGAGGGAGAGGCCGUGCACCUGGCUCGAGACUUUGGCUACGUCUGUGAGACUGAGUUCCCAGCCAAGGCAGCUGCCGAGUACCUGUGCCGACAGCAUGCUGACCCUGGGGAGCUGCACAGCCGCAAAAGCAUGCUGCUGGCUGCCAAGCAGAUCUGCAAGGAAUUUGUGGACUUGAUGGCUCAGGACCGUUCACCGCUGGGCAAUAGCCGCCCUGCACUUAUCCUGGAGCCCGGGGUGCAGAGUUGCCUGACACACUUUAGCCUCAUCACCCAUGGCUUCGGUGGGCCUGCCAUCUGUGCUGCCCUCACUGCCUUCCAGAACUACUUACUGGAGUCACUCAAGGGGCUAGACAAGAUGUUUCUAAGCAAUGCAGGCAGUGGGCAUGGUGACACCAAAGCUUCGGAGAAGGAUGCCAAGCAUCGGAAAUAAUGCUUCCCCACUGCAUGCCUUAAAAGGCUCCCAAGGCCUGAAAUAAGGUCUCAGCUCCUGGGGUAGACAUGAAAAGAUUAAAAGGUGGGGUUGGAGUCAGGCCAGAAAGAGGUGUUCAUCUAAAAAACCCACGCUAGGCAUCUGGGCUGGAUAAGAGGGAGGGGCAGCCUCUCUGUAGUGAUUUGUUGAUAAGGCUGCAGGACUUGCCUCAAGUGUGCAAUUUCCUGACCCUUGAACAGGAAAGGGCUUGGGCAGGAAAUGGCCAUGGAAGAGCCUGAUUCUUGGGGUAGAGCCCUGCAUAUUAAGGUGUCUGGGCAGCAGUGGGUGCUCCUAGGGAUCAAGGCCCUGCUGUUUCUACUGAUGGCUGAAGGGCUACUGAAAACAAAUCAGAGGUGCUACUGAGGAGUUGGCUCCCUUCAUCCCAGAAUCUCCUACCCCUGGAAAAGGGGUGCUGGCAGGAGGCCCCAGUGGGCUCUCUGGACCCCUCCCACUCAUGGAAAGUGGUCAGGAGGGGCCCUCAAGAAACAAAGACGAUAAAGCACAAAUUGCAGAACUUGAAUUCAGGCUGCACUUCACUGUCCUGUUGCUGUCUGUUCUAUUUAUUUAUAUAUAUUGUAAUUAAAUUUAAAGUUU